UGUGGCAGAAUGCAUGUGUAAUUCACACGCGAGAAAUUGAUUUCAGAUAUCCGUUUUUCGGACGUGAGCGCGCGUGCACGCGCAUUGCGAACGUAACAUUAGACGUGGGAAUGAGACGCCGAGCGAGAAACGAGAGACUCUUGCCAUCUAUUGGCAACAUCAAUAAACCGAACAUUUGCACCGUCGAUUGCAUCCGGUGGCCGCGAGUCCAGUAGCGGGUGACCGAUCGUACAACUACCACUACGAGUGAACAACCGGCUGAUGGUUUGACUGACGGCCGGUCGAAAUAAUGGAUCGAAUCGCAAUUCGAGGCCUUGAUGAGUUUAAGGAUGAGUUUGAUGGCGGACAUUCGCUGGCUGAUGCGGCACUUGUCUGUGUCGCAGGUGCUGCGGUGGCGCUCAGCAAUGGCAUGUGCGGUCUGACCGACAGUGGAUUGAAUUCGUCCGCGAGCACAUCGGACUCGGAAAAUAUGAGUGGUGGUGGCAGCAUUGGGGUUGACGAUGCGUCAGGUCGCCCUGGCGUGGAGGGGUGCGAGUUUGGCGCCACGACGGAGGCGCGUUCAGAUGGCGGGGAAUGCAUAGAGCGAAGCGUUGGUAAAGCUGUGGUGGGCAACAACGUUCAGGAUAUAGAAUGCAGUGAUGUUUCACCGGCUGUCACUGCACGUAAACAGGAAGACGUUUGUCACCCAGACUGUGGUGAUCUAAUAACUACUGUCCUAUGCGAAAAGAGAGAUGCUUGUGACCUAGACUGUGGUAACGUUGUACCUACUGUGCCAUGCGUACAUGAAGAGGUUUGUGACCUUGAGUGUGGUAACGUUGUAGCUACUGUCCCACAUGAACAGGAAGACGUUCGUGACCUUGAGUGUGGUAACGUUGUAGCUACUGUCCCACAUGAACAGGAAGGUGUUCGUGACCUUGAGUGUGGUAACGUUGUAGCUACUGUCUCACGUGAACAGGAUGGCGUUCGUGACCUUGAUUGUGGCAACGUUGUAGCUACUGUCCCACGUGAACCGGAAUGUGUUUGUGACUUUGAGUGUGGUAAUGUUGUAGCUACUGUCCCACAUGAACAGGAAGGUGUUUGUGACUUUGGGUGUGGUAACGUUGUAGCUACUAUCCAACAUGAACAGGAUGGCGUUCGUGACCUUGAGUGUGGUAAAGUUGUAGCUACUAUCUCACAUGAACAGGAAGGUGUUCGUGACCUUGAGUGUGGUGACAUUGCAUGUAGUGUGCCAUGCGAAGAGGAAAGAGUUCUUGACCCAGACAGUGUAAACGUUGGGUUUAACGUUCCACGUGAACAGGGUGGCGUUUGUAACCCCGACUGUGGUGACAUGGUACCUACUGUCACAUGCGAACAACAAGAUGUUUGUGAUUCAGAGUGUGGCUCUGUUGUCCCUACAGUACACAGCGCACAGGAAGAAGCUGCUCACCUAGCAUUAGCUGUUUUACCUGUGAAUCACCUUGAACAGGAUGAAGUUUCUGAAUUGGCAGAUAGCGAUAUUGUAAAUACAUGCCUACGUGAACAGGAAGGACAGCAGGACAAAGAUUGUAACCAUGCUGAAGCCAAUCUAAAACAGGAAGAUUACGAUAAUGAGGUCUCCAGCAUCUCUGCUGACACUGGCCGAGCAGAAUAUUUUAAAAUUCUACAAGAUGUAGAGCAAAUGAUGACCAAGACGAAUGUGUAUAACCUGGAUGAAUCAGCCUUGAGCACACAAAUUGGGUCAGUAGGUGCUUCUACGGCCACCUUCCAUCUCGAUGUACAAGUUGCCACAGCCAGUAGUGAUGAUCCUGACUAUAUUGAAGAGAGACAGGUCCCCAUUGACUGCGUAAUUGACCGUGUGACAGGUGCCUGCAAGGAUGCUGACCGCCACUGCUUACUGCCCAGUAAUGGUGGUGGUAGCAAUGAAGCAAUGGACCGGGACGAGAUUCUACACAGUGCCUGUCACCCGAUCCAGAUAGAGUGUGGCGUCACGACAGAGGCUGCCCAUGUCAAUGAUGCUAUCAAACACGUAGACACGGACUUCCAUCGUGAUGGUGCUGAAGGGAGGAGCGUACCGGUUUCUGUCACUGAAAUGUACGUUGAUGAAGAUGAAAGGGUAGCAAGUGAAAGCCGAUAUGAAACACGUUGGCAGCCACUGUCAGUUGGUAGUACUGGCGAACAGAAUGAGGUAACCUGUGAGAAUGUGGUUGCCGGGGCGAGCGAGAUUGCAUCCACAGCACAGACACUCAGUACUGAGGUCGCUACUCUUAGUGAAGCUAUAGCUAUAGACAGCCUCAACGUGUCAAAGACGGAGAUUGUGGGAAAUGCCCAGCUGGGUGUAAUCGGUGAUAUGGGACGUGGUACCAGUAACCCUGAAGCGCCCAUAAGAAACCUAGCAGACAGCUACAAUGAUUACCGCGGUGACAGCAUUGGUGCUGGUGAUGGUGAUCGGCUGGACUGUGACACAGAUGUCAAUGAUAAUGCCGCAGUUAAGGUCGCUUCAGAAGGUUACAUGGUCGAUAAUCUUACGCAAGAUUGUCACAUCGACAGAGGGAGUCAGCACAGUGCUGUUGAGUUACGAGCCGAUGUCGUGUCAGUGAGUCCAGUAGAGAUAGCUUACGCAGUCAAGAGGAAGCUAGAGGUGGUAGCAGUUGAAGGCAGGCAUCCUUCUAGCCACGACGACGUUGGUGAAAUGCCAGUUAAUAGGGGACGUGCUUACAGGCAGCUAAGCUUUCGUCGGGAGACUGAGAAGUGCAGGGCAUCUGAUCACAGUGGUGAUGUUGGCAAGAGUAGACGUGACAUCACCGACCAUGGCGAGCACGAUGCAGCGUUAAGUCACUACCCGAGUGCAGAUCGACAACAGGAGCUUGCAUGCGCACACAAACACUUCAUUCGUAACACCGACACUGAUAAUACCAGCGCUAUACCCAUCGAUCAUGUGCAGCCCAUCGGUCAAGCACUGGACAUCGGAGCAAGCGCUGACCCAGUCAUAAGUCAGAUAAGGCCGAUUUGGCAAGGGUCGGACAUCGGUCAGGCAUAUGGUGACCGCGUCAUCACUCCGUCUUCGAAUCCCGUCGGUCAAGCGCCGGACGUCGAUGGAGCGCAGCGGGUCGGCGGUCAGCGAUACCUCACAGUGACCAACCUGAGAAGGCUGGACGCGGCACUCAGCCUGCCGACGUCUGACGCACCAGAGUCAGACUGCAGUCCCAAUGAGACGUUCGCAUCGGACCUCGACGACUCAAACGACUCCGAGACGUUCUCCAGCGAUGUCGCCCGAGACACGGACAGCCUCACCAGCGACGACGAAGAGGAGGUGGAUGAGGCGGAUGAUGAGUUGCACUCUGGUCGAAUGAUGCCAGCACGUUGCUGGAAGUCGCAGGACAGCGUCAUUAGCACGGAUAGCAUUCGCAUGAUGCGAGCCAUGUCGGCUGACACGGCGUCCGUGCGCUCCCUCGCUGAUAGCAACACCGUCUACAGAGUUGUUAUUACCCUUAAGCAGAACACGGAGGUGAAAGAUGAAGAUGAAUCGGUAAAGAAGGAGUCAUGCAGCACACAGACCUCAGGUCGCAGCUAUGCAGCCAAGAUGCCGCCGCCUCCCACGGAGGCAGGGAAGCCAGCACCGGUGCAGCGAGUCCAGCUGGUGACAUCAUCAGGCACACAGACUAGCCCCUCCCCUAAGCCAAGACGGAAGCAGCAUCACUACCACCAUCAUAGGCAUAACGUGGGUCAGCCUGGAGGGGGUGGUGAGGAGGUGGAUGGAAGGCCCGAGGACGGAGACAGGCACAUGAAUGGACAGGCAAGGUCAGGUGUACACGACCAACAUAGCAGGCACAGAAAAGCUAGCAGCUCUUCCAUAUCCUCUGUGUCUCAGACGGCGUUCAGCAAGACGGAAGGCACUGAUCCGUUGGUCGAUCGGCAGCACUCGUCAGGUCGCUCCAGUGAUAGCAGCUCACUGUCGCAGAGCCACGGCUCGCUGGACAGUCCACAGCGGUCAUCCGACCCCUCGCGCGCGCCUCACAGCCCCCACCGGUCAGACUCCUCCCGCACCCCUCACAGCCCACACAGCCCUCGCCGGUCCGACCCCUCGCGCGCGCCGCUCAGCCCCCAGCGGGCAGACUCGGCCCACACCGCGCACAGCCCGCAGUGGUGUGACGUGUCGCGCACCCCGCACAGCCCGCUGCGCAGUGAGUCGUUGUCGUCGCGUGACGCGGUGUCGCGUGGCGUGGACGUCGCCGUUGCUGAGUCCCCGCGGCCGCAGCGCAGCGGGGUCGGCUCAGCGCGCCGUGGCUCUGACAGCGGGCUGCGUGCGCUAGAGCUCAGCAUACAGACGGUGCCCGAGGACCAGGACAUCGACGCGGUGCCGGCACCGCCACCGCCGCGUCGCGCCGCCAAGGAGGCGCCGAUGUCGCCCAGCUCACAGAGCUCGGCGCAGUCGUCGCGCAGCACGCCGGAGACGGGGGCGGCAGCUCCUGGCGCUUGCUCUAGUGAAUCCAGUGUGGUCAAGUCGUCGCUGUGCCGGCACCUGAGGGUCGCCUGA
Molecule: messenger RNA, 4513 nt
Organism: Priapulus caudatus
Lineage: Eukaryota; Metazoa; Priapulida; Priapulimorpha; Priapulimorphida; Priapulidae
Exons: 6
Coding region: 290-4513 (1407 amino acids)
Source: RefSeq, a predicted model, not a curated record